Atta colombica is the source of this 510-nucleotide messenger RNA. RefSeq names its product enkurin. The coding region runs from base 1 to 510 and encodes 169 amino acids. Gene Ontology annotation, cellular component: acrosomal vesicle. Gene Ontology annotation, molecular function: calmodulin binding. The record is from RefSeq and is a predicted model, not a curated record. The transcript has 3 exons. NCBI's taxonomy places the organism in Eukaryota, Metazoa, Arthropoda, Insecta, Hymenoptera, Formicidae.
AUGGCGGAUUCAUUGGAAAAAUUAUUCGUCACACGAGAAAAGGAUUUUAUCAAACAAAAUAUCCUUCAUGCGAAACGUUCUUAUCCGGCAGAGCCCAAACAACGAUCCGUCGAUACUCGUUAUGGCGAUACACAUGAUUUAAAGAGGAGCGGAUUACUUCCGAUUUAUGUGCACAAAAAAAACUAUGGAAAAAUACCAAGAUGUAUCGUAAAAGUCCGUACGAGAGUAGAGACGGCUGAAGCAUUUAAUGAAGAUGAGACAUCAAGAAUAUUAGCGUGUCAAUAUAUUGACAAGGAGGAACGAAAGAAGCUGCUUGAUGGCAUGAAGCAAAGGUGGGAGGAAGCGAUGGAGCGAUUCCGGAAGUUGCCAUUCCUCGCAGACACAUUGCCGAAGGCGCAGAAGAAAGCGAGGAUAGAGCGCGAGUUGCAACAACUUGAAAAAGACAUAGCAAUUAUCGAACAACAUUCGCAUAUAUAUGUUUAUGACGAAAGGAUUAAUGCACAAAACUGA